Camellia sinensis is the source of this 1278-nucleotide messenger RNA. NCBI's taxonomy places the organism in Eukaryota, Viridiplantae, Streptophyta, Magnoliopsida, Ericales, Theaceae. The record is from RefSeq and is a predicted model, not a curated record.
AUGACUUUGGAGGCAGAUGGGAAUGUUGAUUCAAAACUUGAGGGAUCUAGGGGCUUUACCGAGGGAGCAUACAACCUGAGUGGGUAUAUCGUAUCAUCGGAUCAGGUCAAGCUGAGGGUAGAGUUGCCAGUUGGGGCAGAAAUCAGCGUGGUCCGAGAGGAUAGACCUGGUCGGGGGCUAGAUGACCUAGCAGAGUUGGAAGAGGACAUUGCAAAUCUGCGGUUCUUUGAAAAGCAGGGCUCAGGGGCUGUGAACGUCAACUGGUUCAACUUGGAUGGAUCGGCAAAGAAUACGAGGUGGCUUAGUGACCAGCCAGAUGUUGUUAAAGAAUCUCAGCCAGAACAGGGACUGUCAGGAACGAGAACAUCAGCAGUGGCUAGAAUGGACGAGAAUCAGGAAGAAUCACCGGAGAGCACCGGUGCGAAGAAUUUUGCUCGGGAUUCAGGCAGUUUGAGUACAGUAAACACUGAACAAGAGGCUGCACUGAAGCGGCUUGAGCAGGAAAAGAUCAAGGAUCUUGAAAGGGCUAAAAAAGCCAAGGCCUCUACAGGGACAAAAUGUGCUAUAGAUGGAAACCUAACAGCACCAAGUCAUCCUUCAAAAUGGAAGUGCGACAGAAGUAACUGCCAAUGGAUAGGAUUUACUGAGAUCAAUGGUCUCUACAUUUAUGGCUCUGGUACUAUUAAUGCCCAGGGUACCAAAUGGUGGGGUUCCUCCAAUGUCAAUCACACUAGAAAGUACCAUGGGUCAAAACCAACGGGGUUCGUAAUAGCACAUUCCAACCAUGUGCAUAUAAGUGACCUAACCUUCAUAAACAGCCCUCAAAUGCAUAUGGCGUUGGAAAGGUCGACAUGGGUAUAUGUUUAUAAUCUCACCAUCACUGCCCCCGGCGAUAGCCCAAAUACUGAUGGCAUACACAUUCAACAUUCCACACACGUCUUCAUAAGCCAAACUCACAUUGGAACUGGAGAUGAUUGUAUUUCCAUCGGAGAUGGUUCAUUAUAUCUCAACAUUAGCAUGAUCACAUGUGGACCAGGUCAUGGCAUAAGUAUUGGAAGUUUAGGUAUAAAAGGGCCAUAUGAGACAGUAGAGAAUGUCUAUGUAAGCAAUGUGGAAUUCAGAGGAACUUCAAACGGAGCAAGAAUCAAGACAUGGCAGAAAUCAGCCGUGCAAAUUAGCAAUAUCAGAUACAGUUAUAUUUACGGGACAUCGAAGGAAGAUACAACGAUACACUUUGCAUGCAGUGAGAUAGUUCCAUGCAAAGAUAUUAUAUGGUGA